Molecule: messenger RNA, 781 nt
Organism: Toxotes jaculatrix (banded archerfish)
Lineage: Eukaryota; Metazoa; Chordata; Actinopteri; Toxotidae
Product: E3 SUMO-protein ligase KIAA1586-like
Exons: 2
Coding region: 93-365 (90 amino acids)
Source: RefSeq, a predicted model, not a curated record
ACAUCAAUAAUGACUGGCAAGAUCUGUGGUGUGCUAAACAAACACAAGACUUCAAAUCCAAGAACCCCUGGUUGGGAUCCAAAAACAAAAAAAUGGGAUGUCUGGUCUGUAGCAGUGUGAACUCCAUUGGGAUCAACAAGGAGCAAGGUGUAUCACUCUCAAGAGAAUGGAUGAACUUUGAAAUUCAAGUGUCUGCCCAUGAAAGUAGAACAAGUCUGUCAGUCUUGAGAAAUAAGGUGAGGAAACAUGCAUUGUCCAAGGCUCACGCUCAGGCUGUGAAGGUGGCAGAGGAACAGAAAGAAGCUGCCAUUGAGAAUGCAAUGGAGACCAUGACUGAGUCCUACAUGAAAAAAGAAGAAAAUUGAGUAUACCCACUUCUCCAUGGACCACUACACCACUGGUCCUCUCCCACUUGCCGAACCACAGUGUGAAUGGUAUCUUCCCAGUGAUUCCUCAAUUUUCCUGGUCCACCACGAGGAGUCAUGUUCCACACUAACACAUGACGGGUGCAACACUGAGCUCCUCACCUUGGCAUCAUAUGUCCUUUUGUUCCUCUGAGCAGACUUGUUUGCAUUCUGUCUGGCAAUAGCAUAUUCUUCUUGCAUUCCUUGCCACUACCUCCUUCGGUAGGUAAGUUAAACAAUAUGUCAAUAGGAAGUCUUGGAGAGCGACCGUACAAUAAAUAGGGAAAGCCCUGUCACCUCUGUAAGUGUACAGUUAUAAGCAAAUAUGAGCUUAUUCAGAGACCAGUUAUACAAGCUUUAUUUAUUCCACAUACAUA